This is a messenger RNA of Perkinsus marinus ATCC 50983, 1258 nucleotides long. RefSeq lists its product as hypothetical. The coding region runs from base 604 to 948 and encodes 114 amino acids. The transcript has a single exon. Lineage: Eukaryota; Perkinsozoa; Perkinsida; Perkinsidae. The record is from RefSeq and is a predicted model, not a curated record.
GAGCUUUGAGGAAUUUGUUCCGGCCCAACUGCCCCCUGCGGUCAUUCGAGACGGUCACCAAACCCCAGCCGUGUCGAGAUCGCCGUUCGUCCUGUAGAAGUCGGCCCAGUCGACUUGGCACCAUAGCCUCGGGUUGUUGUUUACUGAUACACUGUCUUGUAGUGGUCUUUUGAGAGGGUAUAGUAAUAAUUAUAGUGGCAGUAUAUGUAACUACUGCUAUGGUGGUUAAUCAUCGGAGGAGGAGUCUAUUGUGAUCAUUUUCUGUCUCUAUUAUUGUUGAACUCUUACUACUACUACUGCUGCUGCUGUUAUUGUUCUAAAACUAUCAUAAAACAAGAGACAUAGUACUACUACUACUGCUACUCUACUUGGUCCUUUCAUGUAGAAACUGUCCGGUCGAUACGGUCGUAUAGUAUUCAACUUUUUCGUCCAUAGCUACGAUUGAUCAUUGAUGCCAAGAUUUGUGGUCGGUUGAGAUCGCAAGCCUCACUGAUGUCCUACUGCUAUUACUUCUAUUCCCAUUACCACACUGUCUUCGUAGAAUCUUUUCAUUUUCGACUCGGCAGUGUUUGUUGAAAAUCACUCCCUGUUUGAAAAAUUCUGAUGUGCGACACAUGCCCCUUUUUCUACGGUUCGGUACACAUACUUGUUGUUCACUGGAGCUGCUAUAUUCCCGCUAAGUUUUUUUAUCGCCGACGCUUUCAGUCUUUCAUCGAGGAAAGCGUCUCGUACUCAGAAAGAUGUUUGUAUUUUGAUGGUGCUGGCUGUCUGAAAAUAGUCAUCAUCGUCAGUAUACUCGCAGACGGUUGCGAGUCUUUCUUAAAUGAGACUGAUUACUGCUGUCGUCAUAAAUUCAUUGUUAGUAUCGUCAACGUGUAUGCCGUCCCGGCAUUGCUUUUGCCAGUUUUUCCUGUAACCUUAUUUCAUGUAUUAUAUAUUGAUGAUUGACGGAUGCCCAUGGAUGGGUCACGUGUGGGGUCGGUCGGUCUGGCGUGGUCGUGGUUGGUAGUGGUAGUAGGAGUAGUAAAAUUUUAUAUACUGAUUUCAUAUGGUUGGGAGGGAACAGUCUUGAUCCUGUUGUCAUUCGCUUCGGCAGGCUGCUCAUAUGGUAUGGUUCCUAUUCGCAUCGGCUAGUCUAUAAUGUUAUCGUAUCCUUUUGUGUGGAAGGGCUAUACUGAGUAGCCAUCGGAGCAAUAAAAGUGAACCAUUUCUCGCAAUCAUAUCUCACUCUGCGUCAUUAUCUUAGACAGUGUUUUGG